AAACUUCCCCACUACUGCAUCACUAAACACAUACGCUUUCCUUCUAACUAUAUGCUUUUUGUCUUUUCUCUUGAAUUGGAGAAGAAACCAUGUGUAUGAAUGCUGCAGAAUGGGAUGAUAUCCCAUCUCAUCCCUCCCACUUUGCCGCAAGAAAACCACAGCCGAGGAGACGUAAGGAUCGGGGGUUCACGAGGAAGAGAAGUAUUGAGGACAAGGGUGAGAAGGAUAUUGAGCUGAAGAACUUGAAGUUGUAUUUGGAGAACCGAACUAUCAUUGAAGAGAAUGAGAAACUGAGGAGGAAGGCCAGCCUUCUCCACCAAGAGAACCUUGCCUUGAUGUCGGAGUUGCAGAAGAAGAAACUUCAUUUCAUAUCUUCUCAUCCCGCUUCGUCUGUGACUCCCUCUAGCUAGCUAGCUCGCUAUGGCUGUUCCAUUUUUCUCCUUCUUAAUUUCUUGGGGAAUAAUAUUAAGUCGAAAUGGGUUUGUCUA
Malania oleifera is the source of this 488-nucleotide messenger RNA. Its product is annotated as protein LITTLE ZIPPER 1-like. The record is from RefSeq and is a predicted model, not a curated record. The coding region runs from base 90 to 410 and encodes 106 amino acids. NCBI's taxonomy places the organism in Eukaryota, Viridiplantae, Streptophyta, Magnoliopsida, Santalales, Ximeniaceae. The transcript has 2 exons.